AUGAUUGGCACCCGCAACGGCCUGCUGGCAGUGUCGGUGAUCGCCGUCGCGCUGCUGUCCAUGCUCUGGUCCAACAAACAGUACUCGUCCUCCUUUGGCGGCAACAUCGACGACCUCGACGAUUUUCACCUCCUCCUCACAGAAGCGCAAAAGAAGGUGCAAUCCACAGCAGCAAAUGUGCUCUUCCUGGUCGACUCAUCUGGAUCCAUCAGCGCUGACGAAUUCGACAAGGAGAUCGAGUUUUGCAGGCAGUUUAUGCAGAAGGUCAACACCAAAGGCGCCGUCUCCCUGUUUGCGUCCCAAACCAAGUUUGUCACCCAGGGCUUCGUCAACCGCAUCCCAUCAAAUGUCGAACGCAUCUCAGGCUCCACCGACCUGGCCGAGGGUGUAAAGGAAAGCUUGGAGCAUUACGUCGGCAACAACGCGCCUGUCGUGCUCCUUAUCCUCACUGAUGGACAGGCAGAUGACAUCGACGAAGCGGUGGAAGUUCUGGACAACAAGGCGCACAACGUCGUCCUCCGCGUCGUUGUUGGAUUUGGCCAAGCAAAGCAUGAUUACCUUCAACGCAUUGCAGCUGGCGGACUCACCUUCAGAGGUGCUGACAUUCAUCAAAUCAUCGACAUGCUGGAGAAGGAGAACCAAAACCCCAUCAAGCUGCAGCUGCUCAACUUUCGGGGCAGUUUCACGUCGGGGACAGACCUGUCCACAAUGACAUACAGCGGUACUCUCCGAAACGCCGAUCAGCUUCGUCCGACCACGCCCGACCUCUUCCUUGAGCUCUCCGAGUCAGACGAGACAGAUUUCCUCAAGGGCGGGUUCUUUUUCAAGUUGCCCAAAGUCCUGCAACCCGGUGAAUCGAUCACCGUCACCUUUGACGUUCCAGUGCGAAACCCUGCUCGUGGGGAGAUCUCCUUUGCGCAAGUCCCCUCCAUCUUCGCGCCAUACUUUGCCAGUCUCCAAUUCUAUGACUACAAGCCACGUUUCAUUACGCUUGUGGGGCCUGUUAGGAACGGCAAGACAACUUUUACAGACAUCUACUGCUAUGGUGCAAAGUCCUCAAGAUCAAGGAACCUGGAUGUCUGCGGAAACGGCACCACAGAGUCUUGCACCCGUGAGAAUGCCCUUCAUGGCAAAAUGCUGCCACUAAAAAUCAUGGACACGUUCGGUAUCGAAGAGCGUGAUGUGGACACGGUUUGGUCUGAGGCCUACAUCCGAUGUGUUCUCAAAGGCUGCUGCACGAAUACAACCCUGAGUGAAGCGCGGGGAUGGUCGCAGUACGGUAUGCCCCAGUGCGAUCCAACACAGCACAAGGGUCCAGAUGCGGUCAUUUUUGUGCUCAAGAUUGUGGAGAGCGACCCCGCGAUGAUGCAAGUCCUGAGCCGAAUCGAGGAUGUGAUUGUCCGCUCAUCUGACGUGAAGCGCGUGCCCAUCUUCAUUGCCUUUACGUUCCUCAACAAGCUGAGCUCCUCCGCCAAGGAGCGGCUGCGUGAACACGCCGUGGCGCAAAUCAAGCAAGCUGGCCUCAAGUUCAUCGACCUUCAGCGUGUCUUCUUCCUGCCGACGGACAACAACGGACAAACAAGCUGCGAAGUGACCAAGCCCGUGUUUGCCAUGCUGCAUGACGCGGUGCGUGUCAUUCAGUCCCAAGAGCCAGAGCCUCUGGGCUUUCACUACUGGCUCUACGCACAGUGGCAGCUCUCAACCUGGUCGGAGGUGUUUUACACCACAUUCAGUGUCGUUGUCAUCGCUGCGGCCCUGCUUGCAGGUUACGUUGCCCUGAAGCCUGCACAACAGCCACAGAACUUGAAGCCUCAGCAGCAGGAAGGCGGUACCCGCAAAGGCAGACAUGGUGGUGGUGAUGACGACGACAAAAACGACGACGACCGUGAUCCUCCUGCGGCUCAAGUUACGCAGGAUGCUCGUAACGGAGUAAAGGGAAGUGAAGGAGAAAAGGAAGAAGAAGGGCUAUCGGCGCGGACCUCAGCAGCAACUGGCAGUGCCAACGACAGACAGGGUCAAGGCAGCACCAAACACGGCUCGACAACGCCUGACAGUGGCACUGAAGAAACAGACAACGGUGCCCAUGAAGAGGGCCAAGACACCACGCGAGCAGCUACGGCAGGCAAAACCUGUGACCUGGGAAUGGACUGA
This is a messenger RNA of Salpingoeca rosetta, 2151 nucleotides long. RefSeq lists its product as uncharacterized. The coding region runs from base 1 to 2151 and encodes 716 amino acids. NCBI's taxonomy places the organism in Eukaryota, Choanoflagellata, Craspedida, Salpingoecidae. The record is from RefSeq and is a predicted model, not a curated record. The transcript is spliced from 5 exons.